AUGCCAACACCAACAUCGAUGCCAACACCAACAUCAAUGCCAACACCAACAUCAAUGCCAACACCAACAUUAAUGCCAACACCAAUGUUAAUGCCAACACCAACAUUAAUGCCAACACCAAUGUCAAUGCCAACACCAAUGUCAAUGCCAACACCAAUGUUAAUGCCAACACCAAUGUCAAUGCCAACACCAACGUUAAUGCUAACACCAAUGUCAAUGCCAACACCAAUGUCAAUGCCAACACCAAUGUCGAUGCCAACACUAAUGUUGAUGCCAACACCAAUGUUGAUGCCAACACCAACAUCAAUGCCAACACCAUUUUUGAUGUUGAUGUCAAUGUUGAU
This is a messenger RNA of Cetraspora pellucida, 344 nucleotides long. The record is from the annotation of a GenBank genome assembly. NCBI's taxonomy places the organism in Eukaryota, Fungi, Glomeromycota, Glomeromycetes, Diversisporales, Gigasporaceae.